Suncus etruscus (white-toothed pygmy shrew) is the source of this 4105-nucleotide messenger RNA. It is a transcript of the gene WDR17, whose product is annotated as WD repeat domain 17. The record is from RefSeq and is a predicted model, not a curated record. Lineage: Eukaryota; Metazoa; Chordata; Mammalia; Eulipotyphla; Soricidae. Gene Ontology annotation, molecular function: protein binding. The transcript has 30 exons.
GCGGGCCGUGCUGGAGCUUUAGCCGCGCUCGCUUCAGCACCUCCCGCUGUCCGCGGCUGCUGGCGCGCCUUCUCCUACUACAGGUGCUGCCUAAUCUGAUGUCAAGUUUCCAAUUGCCUUGACUAAAGUAGAAGCAAUUUUAUGGCUUGGAUGACUUACAUUUCAAAUUGGUUUGAGCAAGAUGAUUGGUAUGAAGGACUACAAAGAGUGAACAUGUCCCAGGUAAGACAAGUGGGGCUGUUGCCUGCUGGAUGCCAGCCAUGGAACAAGGAUGUGUGUGCUGCCAGUGGAGACAGGUUCGCCUACUGUGCUACGUUGGCCAUUUAUAUUUACCAGUUGGACCAUCGUUAUAAUGAAUUCAAACUUCAUGCAAUUAUGUCUGAACAUAAAAAAACAAUCACAGCUCUUUCUUGGUGCCCUCAUAACCCUGAUCUGUUUGCAAGUGGCAGUACCGAUAACUUAGUGAUCAUUUGGAAUGUUGCAGAACAAAAGGUCAUUGCUAAACUGGACAACACAAAAGGGAUGCCUGCCUUUCUUAGCUGGUGCUGGAAUGCAGACGAUGCUGUAGCAUUUGUCUCCCACAGAGGUCCCCUGUUCAUUUGGACCAUCUCAGGCCCAGAUAGUGGAGUGACAGUCCACAAGGAUGCACAUAGCUUCUUGUCUGAUAUUUCUACAUUCAGGUGGCAUCCUCAAAAGAAGGGAAAAGUUGUUUUUGGGCAUAUGGAUGGAAGUCUAUCCAUUUUGCAACCAGGUAAUAAAAGCCAGAAACACGUUCUGAGACCUGAAUCCCUUGAAGGGACAGACGAAGAGGAUCCAAUUACAGCCUUGGAAUGGGACCCAUUAUCCACUGACUAUCUUCUUGUAGCUAAUUUGCACUAUGGAAUUCGCCUAGUAGAUUCUGAGUCACUUUACUGCAUAACAACCUUUAAUUUCCCCAGUGCCGCAGCUUCUGUACAAUGUUUGGCCUGGGUUCAUAGUGCUCCUGGGAUGUUUGUAACUGGAGAUUCUCAAGUCGGUGUUUUACGCGUUUGGAAUGUUUCAAGAUCAACACCUAUUGACAAUUUUAAAUUAAAGAAAACAGGAUUUCACUGCUUGCAUGUACUCAAUUCUCCCCCAAGGAAAAAAUUUUCUAUCCAGUCUCCAACCAAAAAUCAUUAUACAUCUUCAACCAGUGAAGCAGUCCCUCCCCCGGCAUUGACACAGAAUCAGUCCUUUUCUCUUCCUCCUGGCCAUGUGGUUUGCUGUUUCUUGGACGGUGGAGUUGGACUGUAUGACUUAGGAGCCAAGAAGUGGGAUUUUCUUAGGGACUUGGGACACGUAGAAACAAUCUUUGACUGCAAAUUCAAACCUGAUGAUCCCAAUAUUUUAGCAACUGCUUCAUUUGAUGGCACCAUUAAAGUUUGGAAUAUAAACACAUUAAUGGCUGUAUAUACAUCCCCGGGUAAUGAGGGAGUUAUUUAUUCUAUUUCAUGGGCACCAGGUGAUUUAAAUUGCAUUGCUGGCGCAACAUCCCGAAAUGGUGCUUUCAUUUGGGAUAUUAAAAAGGGCAAAAUGGUACAACGAUUCAAUGAGCAUGGCAAAAAUGGAAUAUUUUGUAUUGCCUGGAGCCAUAAAGAUUCCAAGAGAAUAGCAACUUGCAGCAGUGAUGGUUUCUGUAUUAUUCGAACAAUUGAUGGUAAAGUGCUACACAAAUACAAACAUCCAGCAGCAGUUUUUGGCUGUGAUUGGAGCCAAAACAACAAAGACAUGAUAGCAACUGGCUGUGAAGACAAAAAUGUUCGUGUGUAUUACGCAGCAACCAGCUCCGAUCAACCCCUGAAAGUGUUUAGUGGACACACAGCAAAAGUCUUCCAUGUCCGCUGGUCUCCUCUGAGGGAAGGUAUUCUCUGCAGUGGCUCUGAUGAUGGUUCUGUUCAAAUCUGGGAUUAUACUCAGGAUACCUGCAUAAAUAUUCUUAGUGGACAUACUGCACCAGUUAGGGGAUUAAUGUGGAAUACCGAGAUUCCAUAUCUGCUCAUAUCUGGCAGCUGGGACUAUACUAUUAAAGUAUGGGACACUCGAGACGGAACCUGUUUGGAUACUGUGUAUGAUCAUGGUGCAGAUGUAUACGGAUUAACGUGUCAUCCCAGCUGCCCCUUCACUAUGGCUUCUUGCUCCCGUGAUUCCACAGUGAGACUCUGGUCCUUAACUCCUUUAAUCACACCUUUAUAUAUCAAUAUUCUGGCUGACAGAUCCUGGGAAGAAAUUUUUGGGAACACAGAUUCUGCUAUUGAACAAGGAACACCUCCUCUGUUGUGUGGUAAAGUGUCAAGAGAUAUUAAACAAGAAAUAGAGAAGUUAACAGGAAAUCCUCGAGGGAAGAAACUGAGGUGUUUUUCCCAAUGUUUAUCACCUCCAGGCGUCAGUGGAAAUUUGUGGAAUUUAGUUGCUGUGAUAAAAGGGCAAGAUGACAGUUUACUUCCUCAUAAUUAUUGUAAAGGAAUAAUGCAUUUGAAACAUCUAAUUAAAUUUAGAACUUCUGAAGCCCAAGAGCUUACAACAGUCAAAAUGUCUAAAUUUGGUGGCGGCAUUGGUGCACCAACAAAGGAGGAAAGACUGAAGGAAGCUGCUGAAAUACACUUGAGAUUAGGACAAAUUCAGAGAUAUUGUGAGCUUAUGAUCGAACUUGGAGAGUGGGACAAAGCCUUGUCAAUUGCCCCUGGUGUCUCUGUGAAAUACUGGAAGAAAUUAAUGCAGAGGAGAGCUGAUCAGUUAAUUCAGGAAGAUAAGGAUGAUGUCAUUCCUUACUGCAUAGCUGUUGGGGAUGUGAAAAAACUAGUCAAUUUUUUUAUGUCAAGAGGUCAACUUAAAGAAGCAUUGCUUGUUGCUCAGGCUGCUUGUGAGGGAAAUAUGCAAAACUUACAUGUUUCUACACCUAUCAGGUCUUCAUGUUCUGAUGAUACCUACAGGAAGAUUUAAUGAGUAAGAAACUUUUCUUUACUCCUGCAUCAAGUCAGUACAGAGCUGGCAGAAUGGUAUUUCCAGGAUGGCCGAGCAGUGCUGGCUGCAUGUUGCCAACUUGCUGUAGAGAAUAUUGAGCUUGCCAUGGCAUACCUGAUUCGUGGAAAUGAACUGGAAUUGGCGGUCUGUGUGGGCACUGUGCUGGGAGAUUCUGCAGCAGCAGCAACCCACUAUGCCCUAGAAUUAUUGGCAAGAAAAUGCAUGAUGAUUCCAACAAGGAACUUGGCAGCUGAUCUUCUUCUGAUGACUCCUGAUAAUGAACUGCAGUUAGUAAAACUCUGUGCUUUCUAUCCAGGGUGUACAGAAGAAAUAAAUGAUCUGCACAAGAAGUGCAAGCUCCCCCCAGUAGAAGAGUGCAUGGAGUUAGCUGAGCUAGCUCAUGCAGAUGGCAAUAUAUUGGAAACUGUGAAGUAUUACUUAUUAAGUCAAGAACCAGAAAAAGCUCUUCCAAUUGGUAUCGACUUCAUAAAAGAACACAUGAAUAGAUCAAGUUGGACUUUGGAUACCAUAUACCCUGUCCUUGACCUCCUGAGUUAUAUCCGUACUGAAAAAUUAGUCUUACAUACCUGUACUGUAGCUCGAAAUGAAUUGCUCAUUUUAUGUGGCUAUAUUGGUGCAUUAUUGGCUAUCAGAAGACAGUACCGAAGCAUUGUUCCAGCACUCUAUGAAUACACGAGUCAGUUAUUAAAACGUCGGGAGGUGUCAGUUCCAUUAAAGAUUGAGCAUCUUUCUGAGGAAUUGGAAGCGUGGAGAGCAUGUACGAAGUGCCCCAGCUGGUUAUCAGAAGAGUUUCCAGCGACACCCCCUUCUAAUUCACAAAGAAUGGUGUAUGCCACGUUAUUAAAGAAGCUGCAAGCAGAACUGUUUCAGGGAAUUGUUGGGCCAGACUACGUCACUGGGUCAAAUCUUCCGAGCCAUUCCGAUAAUCACAUCUCUUGUCUUACAGGAUUAAAAAUUCAGGGCCCUGUAUUUUUCCUUGAAGAUGGAAAGUCUGUGAUCUCACUGAAUGAUGCUUUGAUGUGGGCAAAAGUGAACCCGUUCUCACCUUUAGGGACUGGAAUACGGCUCAAUCCCUUUUGACAGAGAGGGUUUUUUUUAUGCUUAA